CAGGCUGAUGUGCCGAUGCAGAUAUUUUUUGCAAACUUUCCAUGUCGACACAGGCUUGAUAACGGUGAAACCUUGUCUUGUCCCUUUUUCUCAGGAGAGCCCCUCCUUGUGGCCGAGCUCAAGCCAGGGCGGCCUCAACAAUAUGACUGGAAAUCCAGCUGUGAGACGUGGAGUGUGGCCUUCUCUCCGGACGGUGCCUGGUUUGCCUGGUCUCAGGGCCACUGCGUGGUCAAGCUGCUCCCCUGGCCUUUGGAAGGAACAGACCCGAGCCGCAAAGCUUUGGAAUGUAAGAGUCAGUAUCUAAAAAACGAGGUUAAAAGGCAGGGUGCUGGGGCCAAAGAGAAGACACUGGAAUGCGGGCAGAUUGUUUGGGGCCUGGCCUUCAGCUCCUGGCUUCCUUCCCCCUCAAAGAAGCACAUCCUGAGGGGGCCAAGCACUUCCUGUCUCGUUCUUGCCACAGGAUUGAACGAUGGCCAGAUUAAAGUCUGGGAGGUGCAGACAGGUUGCUUGCUGUUCAACCUGUCGGGGCACCAGGACGUGGUCAGGGACCUGAGCUUUGCACCCGGUGAGAGCUGUUCUGUUCUUGUCUCUGCUUCCCGUGACAAAACCCUCCGUGUCUGGGACCUAAGUCAGAAUGGGAAGCAACUGAAGGUGCUUUCUGGACAUGUGCAGUGGGUGUAUUGCUGCAGCGUCUCUCCGGAUGGUCAGAUGUUGUGCUCUGCUGCUGGAGAGAAGUCCGCCCUGCUCUGGAGUAUGUGCUCCUACAGCCUUCUGAGAAGACUAGAAGGGCACCAGGGCUGUGUUGUGUCCUGUGACUUCUCUCCAGACUCUGCUCUUCUUGCAACUGCUUCAUAUGACACCUUUGUCAUCCUCUGGGACCCUUGCACUGGGGAGCAGCUGAGAUCCCUCUGCCACAUUCCGCUGCAGUCUUUUGUGGAUCAAAGCGGCGACUUCCAUGCCAGCUCACUGCGGUCGGUGUGCUUCUCACCGGAAGGCCUCUAUCUUGCAACGGUGGCAGAUGACAGGCUCCUGAGGAUCUGGUCCUUAGACCUAGGAAUUCCAGUUGCCUUUGCCCCCGUGAAGAAUGGUCUUUGCUGCACCUAUUUUCCACAUGGUGGGAUCAUUGCUACAGGGACAAGAGAUGGCCACACUCAGUUCUGGACCGCCCCCCAGGCACUCUCCUCUCUGAAACACCUGUGCCGCAAAGUGAUCCGUAGUUGCUACAGCACUUACCAGGUCCAGGAGCUGCCCAUCCCAAAGAAGAUGAAGGAGUUCCUCACCUAUAGAACGUUGUGAUGCCAACCACAUCUUCCAGAAGGCGUGCUGCUAUUCUCUGGAGGCUUUGGGCGUGAAGAGACCAGCUACUUUCCUGAAGCUCACCCCAGGCAUGUUUUGUCACACAGAAAGUAGACAUUUCUCAUUUUGUGUGGAACUAUGGAGUAAUCUGACUUUUAGGAAUCAUGGCUGGAGUCCCAAGUAAAAAGCCAGACAGAUCUUCAGCAUAGUUGACUCUAGGAGUCCCCACCUUUUAAUCAGUAGGUUGUUACAUUUCUCCAGAGCUACUUCUGUAUUUCAUACAGAUGUUCACUCUUGGGAGUCAAAAGCUGAAAUACUGCACAAGGCACUGAGUAACAAGUAAUGCAUGAAAGGGCUACAGACACAAGGGUUUUCUGAAGAGUGGUGGUGGUGGUUCUAGUCUGGCUGAAAAGUGGAUGUUGAUCAUUUCCUUUAAAAUGGAUGAAGAUGAAUUUGAAAUUGGUCCUACUUGAAGGCACACUGCUGGUAAACUACCUGUUAAGACCUGAAUUAAGAGCCAGUGUGGAGUAGACUAGGAAGAAUGCCUUUUGCACACAUAAGUGAUCACAGAGGCAUAUUUAAAGUCCCGUGCCAUUUCAGGGUAGGAAACAACAAACCUAAAU
Messenger RNA from Pogona vitticeps (central bearded dragon), 1919 nucleotides. The record is from RefSeq and is a predicted model, not a curated record. NCBI's taxonomy places the organism in Eukaryota, Metazoa, Chordata, Lepidosauria, Squamata, Agamidae.